Molecule: messenger RNA, 312 nt
Organism: Linum trigynum
Lineage: Eukaryota; Viridiplantae; Streptophyta; Magnoliopsida; Malpighiales; Linaceae
Source: the annotation of a GenBank genome assembly
AUGGAUUUCAGUCACAACAAGUUAUCAGAGCCAAUCACACAUGAGAUCAGUCAAUGCAAGCUGUUGACGUUCAGGAUUACAGCGAUCAGGAUCUUGAACUACCUGAAUGUAUCGAGAAACAAUCUCAUCGGUAGCAUUCCUCCACCCAUUUCCACUAUGCAGAGCUUAACAUCUGUUGAUUUCUCUUACAACAAUCUCUCUGGUUUAGUCCCUGGUACUGGCCAGUUUAGCUACUUUAACUACACUUCCUUUCUGGGUAAUCCAGAUAUCUGCGGUCUUACUUGCGUCCUUGCAAAGAUGGGGUCCUUGUAA